Messenger RNA from Rhinolophus ferrumequinum (greater horseshoe bat), 2983 nucleotides. It is a transcript of the gene ZNF205, whose product is annotated as zinc finger protein 205. The record is from RefSeq and is a predicted model, not a curated record. The coding region runs from base 376 to 2004 and encodes 542 amino acids. Gene Ontology annotation, biological process: regulation of transcription by RNA polymerase II. The transcript has 8 exons. Gene Ontology annotation, molecular function: RNA polymerase II cis-regulatory region sequence-specific DNA binding; DNA-binding transcription factor activity, RNA polymerase II-specific. Lineage: Eukaryota; Metazoa; Chordata; Mammalia; Chiroptera; Rhinolophidae.
GCCUGGACGACGUGCUCCCGGCGUCUGUGUUCGUGGGCUGCGGAGCUGGGCGGCGCCGACUGGUGCGCGCGGGGUUCCGGGGCUACCUGCGGCUCCGAACGCGUGCCCUGCGGCUGCCUCGUAUUAGGGGACCGGGCCGCGAGGUCGUCUCCGCGACUCCGGGGGUGGUGUCUUCUUGCUCACGCUCAGUUAAGCCGCCUUAUACCAGAGUUGGCAUUUGUGUUUUCCGUGCCUGAACCUCCAAUAAGUGCCUUCAUCCUUGAUAUUUGUGUUUGUGACAGGCUCCUGAGGUUCCUGGCCAGAAGCUGGAGGGGACUUUGACAAUAAGAGGGAGGAGAAACGACUCAGUUGUGCUUUCUAGCUCUGAGACAGAAAAUGUCUGCAGACGGUGGAGGCAUCCAGGCUGCCCAGGACAAGGAGAGAGCCCGAGAGGUUCCAGGUCAUGGGCAUCCUUGUCAAGAAAUACUUGCUCAGUCAAAGGAGACGGUGCCUUUGGGAGCCACCCAGGAGUCACCCCACAUCAAGACAGAGCCUCAAGAGCCACACCCCGAGGGGGCAUCGCAGGAGGACAGGGCUCAAGUUGCUCAGGGCUGGGUGCCCCUGAGCCAGGGCUCCAAGGAGAAAGCUCUCCUCCUGCCUGGUGGAGCCCUCCCCUCCCCCCAGGUCCCUGUGCUUUCCCCUGAGGGGAGGACCAGAGACCAGCAGAUGGCCGCGGCGCUCCUCACUGCCUGGUCCCAGAUGCCAGUGACCUUUGAGGACGUGGCUCUGUACCUCUCCCGGGAGGAGUGGGGGCGGUUGGAUCACACACAGCAGAGCUUCUACCGGGAUGUCCUGCAGAAGCGGAACAGGCUGGCCUUGGGGUUUCCCUUCAGCAGAACUUUCUGGGCCUCCCAAGUGCAGAGCAAGGGCGAGGCCUCAAGCUCGUGCCAGCAGACGGGAGAUGAGGAGAAGAGAGGAGCGUUGGAGGUGGGGAAGGAGGAGACGCCGCCAUCCCCAGCACCCCCUGGGGAUGUGAAGUCCUUCAGGACCAGGGCAGGGAGAGCCCAGGGGGAUGUACUGCAGUGUGGGCGGCAAGCAGCCAGCGGCCAGAGCGCGGGGCCAGCCAAUGAUGAUGGGCAGCCAGGUCUCCUGGAGGAGAGACAGCUGCAAACAGCCCCUCCUGACAACGGCCUCCCAGAGAAACCCAGCGAGGAGGAGACCGGUGUCCCAGAGAGCAGCGAGGAGGGCCUGGCCCCUGAUGGCGAUGGUGACGCCAGCAAGAAGACCUACAAGUGUGAGCAGUGCGGCAAGGGGUUCAGCUGGCACUCCCACCUGGUGACGCACCGGCGCACGCACACGGGGGAGAAGCCCUAUGCCUGCACGGACUGCGGCAAGCGCUUUGGCCGCAGUUCGCACCUCAUCCAGCACCAGAUCAUUCACACGGGUGAGAAGCCCUACACCUGCCCCUCCUGCUGGAAGAGCUUCAGCCACCACUCGACGCUGAUCCAGCACCAGCGCAUCCACACGGGUGAGAAGCCCUAUGUGUGCGACCGCUGUGCCAAGCGCUUCACCCGUCGCUCGGACCUGGUCACCCACCAGGGCACACACACAGGCGCCAAGCCCCACAAGUGUCCCAUCUGCAGCAAGUGCUUCACUCAGAGCUCGGCCCUGGUCACCCACCAGCGCACCCAUACCGGGGUCAAGCCCUACCCGUGCCCCGAGUGCGGCAAGUGCUUCAGCCAGCGCUCCAACCUCAUUGCGCACAACCGCACUCACACCGGCGAGAAGCCUUACCACUGCCUUGACUGCGGCAAGAGCUUCAGCCACAGCUCGCACCUCACAGCCCACCAGCGCACCCAUCGCGGCGUCCGGCCCUACUCCUGCCCCCUCUGCGGCAAGAGCUUCAGCCGGCGCUCCAACCUGCACCGGCACGAGAAGAUCCAUACCACGGGGCCCAAGGCCUUGGCCAUGCUGAUGCUGGGGGCAGCGGGGGCUCUGGCGUCACCCCCCCCUGCACCCACCUAGGAGGCUAGGAGCGUGGGGGCAGGCCCCGGGGGAGGAGCAGGGCAGUUGCAGCGCCUGUAAGGGGGGGCAAGGGAAGGGAGUAGGGGAGGUGCUGGCAUGGGGGUGGGGCAUGGCAACAAGGGAGGAGCUAGGAUGAGGGGCAGGUACACUCGCUGCAAAUUAAAGGCCUUGGAAUCUAGCCUCGGCCUAUUGCUCUGUCUUGGGGGGCCUUGGUGACUGACCCCAGACUGGGAGGCUCUUGGGUCAACUAUGUGUCCUCAGGCAUCCCUGAGUCAUUACUCUCAGGGCUUGGGCCCCCUCUUCCUCAGCUUUGACCUGGCUUGGGGCCCAAUCCAGAUGAUUGGGACCAUAAGUCUCCAGGCAAAGACUUCUUAACACAGAUUUCAGGACCUGAAUUUAACCAGCCACUAAUGGAAUUGUGGACCCCCUGGCAGAUGGUCUGCUGCUGUCAUCACUCUUGUCCCAGGGGCAUUGCUCACUGAGUCCUGGACCCUCUCUUGACUCGUUAGGAGCCAGGAGUGGGACAGAUCCAGCUUGGGAACUCAUGCUCAUUGCCUCCUGCCUGUCCUGUCUCCUUCUCAGGAACGGGGCCAAGUUUUGUGAUUGGACAUUUUCCAUCUGCUUCCACUGGGGUCUGGCUGUAAUCCAAUGAGGAUUCCUCGCUUACCAGGGACCAGUAUCUCUCCUGAUCCCUUCUGAGGCUGCGGCCAGCUCCUUCUGCUAACUCGUCUCUUUGCACAUGCCCUUUAUGAUUUGCCCUACCCACCCCUGCCUGGCUGUUUUACUCCUGGCCUUCUGGUUUUUGACCUCUAGUUUCUAUUUCCCCUUCUCUACUAUUUUUCCUGGGAGGGGUGGGCUCAGCCUGCUUAUUAUAGAAGAUUUGCAGCUCAGCUCCCAAGAUAACGUGCAGUUCUGACCUUGAGGACAUCUGCAUCAGAGAGGCCUUUGAGAUCCCACCUGUCUCUGGGGAUCACAGGGC